AUGCCUUUUUUACCGCCAGUUCCAGGCAAGUCAACUCCUACGGCUCUCCCUCAUCCUCCAUCUCUUGGUUUCCCAGUACCCAGUCAUCGCCAUGCAGUCUCAGUGCAGCUGCCGACAUGGCAGGAUAUGCGUGGGAUGGUUGCCCAAGACCCACGGGUCACAGGUGUACAGCAGAUCGGAUAUCCUAGGUCUUUCCUUCACACAGAUGUCGUCAAAGUCAAUACCGCUUGUUUGGCUCUUUUUGGGCAGCAAGAUGAAAAGUGCUUGAUAUUUCCAAGUUUAAAUCAUGCCUUAGCCUGUCAUCGUACGAUUAUUGACCUGGAACCGGAAGCAGCUGGCAGUGUCCGAGUUACGACGGCGGCCUUUGUACUAGAUGAGCCAACUGAUGCUGGCCAACCACGAUCGUUCUUUAUCACAUUCUUUCCCGCACAGUUUAUCGCCAGUGCCAUGAUCUUCUGGCGGCUCACUGGAACGGGCAUCUUAUCACGACUGGCUCAAAGCAUGCACCAGCACCUGGACAGCAUAUAUGCACAAUCGACAGACUCUAUAAUUGAAGACCAUUCAGACAGUGUCAAUGAGAUAGUAGACACAAAAGCAGAUGCCUUGGUGCGCUUACGUAUUGCCAACUUGCUGAAACGGGCGUCGAUCAACCCUCUCCAGAGUGAACAAUUUACAUCUUCAGAUAUCUUUCUCUACCCCACCGGCAUGGCCGCAAUAUAUAGCACUAACGAGCUGCUUCUGCGCUGGCGGCUAGCAUCGACAGUUGUGUUCGGCUUCCCAUAUGAGCUCACGCUGGAGCUAGUUGAGAAGUACGGGCUGGGAUGCAAGUUCUACGGGCUUGGUAGCGAGGAUGAAUUAGAGAGCUUCGAAGCUUAUCUCUCCGAGGAAUACCAGCAUGGGCGUACAAUACAGUCCGUAUGGUGUGAAUGCGCAUCGAAUCCGCUGCUGAGGACUGUCGACCUCCAACGGAUUCGACAAUUGGCAGAUAUUUACGGCUUCGUUGUAGUGAUCGACGAGACUAUUAGCAGUUUUGCCAAUGUCGAUGUCGCAGGCAUUGCGGAUGUCAUCGUCACAUCUUUAACCAAGAGUUUCAGCGGCAAAGCCAUCAUCCCCCUUCCUCGCGGCGCUGAAGAGUGGCCUCGCCUCGACAGUAUGUAUGUGAACGAGCUUUUCGCUGCCGACGCCCGCGUUCUCGAACAAAACAGCCGGGAAUUCCUCGCUCGCGCCGCCAUCAUGAACAGGAACGCCCAGCACCUAGUCUCAGUCCUACUCCCUUUUGCCAAAUCACCGUCUAGUUCGCUCACGCAUAUUUAUUAUUCAUCUACCUGUUGGUCACGUCGCAACUACGAAGCUCGCAUGCGAGCCGACACAGUCGAUUUUACCCCUGGCUACGGCUGCCUUUUCACUCUUGAAUUCGAGAGCGUGGUUACAGCUGCUACCUUCUUCGACGCGAUGAAUGUUCACAAGGGCCCAUCAUCGGGCGCCUCGGUAACCCUGGCACAGCCGUAUGUGCAGACAGUUUUCUCCCGUGAAAAGGAGUGGGCUACGUCUUACGGGCUUAGUACUACUAUGUUUGAGGCACAGCAUACCCUGACAGCUUCCGUGGGCUCUCGAUCGCAACUCGUCGUACAUCCCCUGGCAAACAUUCCCCAGGGGAAGCUCGAGAGUCUCAAUGCAUUACAGAGACAAUUCGACAAUGAUACCCGGUUCCACAAGUCGGACCUGAUGCGUGGCGUGUAUCAGACGAAGGAUGGCUAUCCGUAUGUCUUUCCCUCGGUGAAAAUGGCACGGCAAAUGCUGUUCGAUGAUCCAGAAUGGGAGCAUGAAUAUCCUCCCUCUCAUCUGGGUGAGGUCGAGUUUCGGGAUUGGAGCGCUCGUCUGCUAUUCGGGGAUGAAAGCCAAACUGUGCGGGAGAAAAGACUAGCAUCAAUGCAGGCUCUGGGAGGUAGCGGGGCCUGCCACAUGGGUGCCAGGUUUCUGCGGAGGCAUUACGAGCCGUACGAAUCAGAUCCGGAGAGAAACGCCUAUAUUCCCGCGGAAUCUUGGGGUGAGCCAUGCCGAGGGUUGCGUGAUUUGCAGACGUGUGCUGUAGUUUCGGAAUUCCUCUUGUUGGUCGCGGCAACGUACGGCAAGGCGCUGGGCCUAUAUGGAGAACGCGUCGGAUACCUCUGCGUCUCCCUGCCUACCGCGGAAGCCGCCGCACGGUCCGAGCAACAAAUGAAGCUUCUCGCCAGAGCAGAAACAGGAGCACAACCACGAUUUGGUGCCAGGCUGGUUAGCAAUAUCCUUGGAAACCCACGCCUUAAGAUACAGUGGGAAGAGGACAUCAAGCGCCUGGCAGAGGACCUUGCGGACAGAAGGAAGAAGCUGAAGGUAGAGCUACUCAGGGGCAAUUCCCAUGAUGAAUGGGAUUUUGUGACGAGGCAAGCUGGGAUGUUCUUGUAA
This is a messenger RNA of Aspergillus affinis, 2445 nucleotides long. Its product is annotated as cystathionine gamma-synthase. Lineage: Eukaryota; Fungi; Ascomycota; Eurotiomycetes; Eurotiales; Aspergillaceae. Bases 1 to 2445 code for a protein of 814 amino acids. The transcript is spliced from 7 exons. The record is from RefSeq and is a predicted model, not a curated record. Gene Ontology annotation, biological process: biosynthetic process; transsulfuration. Gene Ontology annotation, molecular function: pyridoxal phosphate binding; cystathionine gamma-synthase activity.